AUGGGUCGUUGGGCACAACCCCUUCUCCUGACCGCUUCGGUCUUGCUCUCUCUUCCCUCAACCAGCACUGCUCAUCCCGCCAACCACCACGCCAUUCAUGCAAAGGCUGCCGAGAUUCCUCCAGUCUUUCAUCCCAUCGCAAACAAGCGUCAAGAUGAUCCGCAGCCUGAGAUCACUCCCCUGCCGGUGGUAAAGGAGGCCGAAGCCGCCGAGCCCACAGCUACAGUUCCCUUCGAGGCGCCUAUCGCUGCCGAGGAUCCUAAUGAUUGGCGAUCUGUCAACUGCGAGUCUGAUGGUGUCAAGGACCAUACUCAGUAUGGCCCUGACCGAUGGAGGAAUGUUGAUGCUGGUGAUGCCUGGAAUGCUGUUGUUGAAGGCUGGAAGCUGAAUUUGACUUCUGGUCGCCAGGAGAAGAACUUUGCCAACAAUGUUUCAAACUUCUUCCACGGUCCCCAGGAUAUGUUCUGUGAGACCUUCAGUGACGCAGGCAGUGGCUGUCAGGACCUGAACCUCCAGUGCCACUCUGUCAGUGUCCCUGCUGGAUACUUCAUCCUCCACUCGUUUGAGAACAUCUUUGCUAUGCACUCCAACAUUUGGAAUGCUGUUGGUGAUGCCGUGCGUGAUAACGAUAUUGGCUCCAUUGCUUCCGAGUUUGGCAAGGUUCCUCCCAAGGAGGGUGGACUUGCUACCUCUAUUCUUAUUGAUAUUGCCAUGAUGGCUUGGGGUAUAGUCAUGGGGCCCGCCUGGAACAAGCUUAUCGGCCCAAAAUUCACCGACAGCACCAAUGCUGGUACACUCAAGGACACGACCAACGAUCUCGUCAAGAACUCUUUGACUCUUACCAAGGACAUCCUCAACAGCCGAGCUAAAGACCAACUUGGUGUCCAAAACGGCCUCACAGAGCAGAUGCAAGGCCUGACCCAAGGCUGGAAAGACGGCGUCCUUGAGACCCAGAAGUGGCUCUUUGGUGGUUCCGAAGGCGGCUACAACCAGCUGGGCGCCAUGAUCUCCGACGCCUCCAUGUUCGGCGACAGCUGGCUCCUCGACCGCGGCGACCACGCCAAGCAAGUCAAGAGAUCCAUCAACGCUUUCCUCAUCCCGAUGGCCUGGCAGUACUCACCCGACGUUGUCAAGCCUUUCAUCGCAGAGUCAGAUGUUGCCUGUGACCAGGAUCCUGGUUGGAACCAUGAAGCUUCUUUCACCCAAUCGUACCAACGUUGGGUUAUGGAGGAUGCCUUGAAGGAUGGCCGCGUCUGUAUCGAUGGAAAGUCUUACUGGCUUCUGGGCGGCCGUUCUUCUGAUGUCAACUGCAACAACAAGAACGGGGAUGCUGAGUGCGGUGACUUCGCACUCCCACCUGGAUGGGAAUCCUUGAGGGACAAGAAGUACACUGAUAUUUCGCUCGACAAUGUCGUUAGAGGAUCCCUCAACUCCAAGGCUGCUAACGGUGGCAAAAACGGCUUCAAGCUUGAUUUAGGCGACGAGCCCAGCCGGGAGGUUCUCGACAACCUUGCUGGUAGCGGUAUAGAGGCUGCUGGCGUUUUCAACAUCCCUAUCUGUUCUAUGGACGAGAUCAUCGAGAACUAUUACCAAUGGUACAGCGGCUGGCACGAUGAUAUGAACAACUUCCCCUGCAACCCUUGA
Molecule: messenger RNA, 1644 nt
Organism: Fusarium sp. VM40
Lineage: Eukaryota; Fungi; Ascomycota; Sordariomycetes; Hypocreales; Nectriaceae
Source: the annotation of a GenBank genome assembly